Molecule: messenger RNA, 2292 nt
Organism: Exophiala bonariae
Lineage: Eukaryota; Fungi; Ascomycota; Eurotiomycetes; Chaetothyriales; Herpotrichiellaceae
Exons: 5
Coding region: 1-2292 (763 amino acids)
Biological process (GO): trehalose catabolic process
Cellular component (GO): cytoplasm
Molecular function (GO): alpha,alpha-trehalase activity; calcium ion binding
Source: RefSeq, a predicted model, not a curated record
AUGAGCUUGCCAGAUGCACAGCACCACAGACGGAACUCCUCCUUAGAGCGCCGAGAUCCCUAUUCGUCACCCUCUGUCUACUACGAUGAAGAUGCCGUAAGACGCCAAUUGCUGGGUGCCCGCAACAGAACUGUCUCGUCGUACAUCAAGCCUGCCCGGGCAACUCUCUUCGAGGCCACUAAUGGUGCUUAUCCCACUCGUCGGACCAGCCACGAUGAAUACUACCAACACCAUCAAGAACUCUUGGUGGAUGUUGAACGCACCCUGAAAGACCUGAUCACAAGAGAGGACAUUGACGGAAAUCAGCAGAUCACCAUCGAAGAUAAUGGCCCUAAGCACAUUGCCCUGGGGACCUUUGCCUCGGCAGGGUAUCGCACGACCGAAGUCCGGGGAAAUUACAUGAUCAGUAACCUCCUGCAAGAGUUGACACUGGCACAAGACCUGAACAAGAAGGUGGUCAAGAUACAUCGUUCUCGCCUUAGCGAGAAUCCUGUCGAUCGACUGUCGCGUCGAAUCAGAGAUGAAUUCUGGAACAACCUGACCAGAGCACUUGACCGUAACACAAUCGAGAAGGCUGGGAGAGAUCCAAAGGACUGGACAGACGAUCCGAGGCCACGUAUCUACAUUCCCCGUGCCUGCCCAGAACAGUUUGAGUACUACACUCAAAUCGUCCGGGAUCAACCAGAGAUGCGACUGGAUGUCUGCUGGUUACCAGAAGGUCCCAUCACCGCAGAAUACGUUCGCUCCCUCAACAAUGCUCCGGGAAUUCUGGCCUUGGCCAUGAGAAAAACAAUCAUUGAUGGAAAGGAGACUCUCAAAGGAGAACCCUUUAUCGUUCCUGGAGGUCGCUUCAAUGAAUUGUAUGGCUGGGACAGUUACAUGGAGUCCAUCGGUUUGAUCGAGAAUGGCAAGGUUGAAAUGGCCAAAUCCAUGGUCUUCAACUUCGCCUUUUGCAUUGAGCAUUAUGGCAAGAUUCUCAACGCCAAUCGUUCUUACUACCUCUCACGAUCCCAGCCACCCUUCUUGACGGACAUGGCUCUCAAAGUGUACGAGAAGAUCAAGCACGAAGUUGGAGCUUUAGAUUUCCUUCGAUUGGCCAUUCGGGCAGCAAUCAAGGAGUACUAUAAUGUCUGGAUGUCAGCUCCACGCCUGGAUCCCAUCACAAAUCUUUCUCGUUACCGCCCUGACGGCUUGGGUGUCCCGCCAGAGACAGAAUCCUCGCAUUUUCUUCAUAUCCUGACACCUUAUGCUGAAAAGCAUGGCAUGACUUUCGAAGAAUUUGUGCAAGCCUACAACAGUGACAAGAUUAAUGAACCAGAACUGGAUGAGUAUUUUCUUCACGAUCGUGCAGUUCGUGAAUCGGGACACGACACCUCGUAUCGCCUGGAGGGUUGUGCGGCCAAUCUUGCAACCAUUGAUCUCAACUCAUUGCUGUACAAAUAUGAAAUCGACAUUGCAUGGUGCAUUCGGCAAUAUUUCAAAGACCGAUUGGUUAUCCCACCCGAGUUCCAGACGGAUGCCAAUCGUAAAGAAGGUUACGAGACUUCGGCGACAUGGGAUCGACGGGCCAAAUUGCGAAAGGCCCGCAUCGACAAGUACAUGUGGAACGAGGCCAAGGGUAUGUACUUCGACUAUGACACGGUCAACAAAAAGCGCACUUCGUACGAAACGGCCACUACGUUCUGGGCCAUGUGGGCAGGCUGUGCCUCACCAAAACAAGCAGCCGCCCUCGUCCAUAAUGCGUUGCCCAAGUUUGAUUGCUUUGGAGGACUUGUGUCGGGCACUGAAGAAUCUCGUGGCCAAAUUGGUAUUGACAGACCCAACCGCCAAUGGGAUUAUCCAUUUGGCUGGGCCCCACAGCAGAUGCUUGCAUGGGGUGGCUUUAUCAAAUAUGGCUACAUUGAGGAGGCGCAACGCCUUGCCUACAAGUGGCUGUAUAUGGUGACCAAGGCAUUCGUUGACUUCAAUGGUGUUGUUGUGGAGAAGUACAAUGUAACUCGUGAGCUCGAUCCACACAAGGUCGAAGCUGAGUAUGGAAAUCAAGGGUCUGACUUCAAAGGAGUCCCUCGUGAAGGGUUUGGCUGGGUCAAUGCCAGCUAUGUGUAUGGAUUGUCUUUCCUUCCCAUGCAUAUGAAACGAGCGCUCGGAACAAUCACGCCUUAUGAAGUCUUUGCGCGGGCUACAGAGAUCAAACUUGGAGCAGACGAAACAAUUGAUGAGGGUCUAGAUGAAGCGAUCCCGGGAUCUGCCGACGAGGCUGCAGCGGUCUCUAGUUCUGAUGCGGAAAAAUGA